This is a messenger RNA of Trichoderma citrinoviride, 2018 nucleotides long. RefSeq lists its product as hypothetical. NCBI's taxonomy places the organism in Eukaryota, Fungi, Ascomycota, Sordariomycetes, Hypocreales, Hypocreaceae. The transcript has 4 exons. Gene Ontology annotation, biological process: protein polyubiquitination. The record is from RefSeq and is a predicted model, not a curated record. Gene Ontology annotation, molecular function: protein binding. Bases 59 to 1966 code for a protein of 635 amino acids.
GAUUCUUCCCCUCACCACCGUCAAAGCAGCAUUGAGGCCGGCUUCAGAAGCUCUCGACAUGGCUUCGUCCGGUCGGUCCUCGCGCUGGGACGAGCUCCCAGAUGAGAUUGCGCUCCAGAUCCUUAGCUAUCUCGACCCCUUGCACAUCACCAGGCUGCAGCUGGUCUCGCGAAAGCUGCAGAAGCUCUGCCUCGACGACGAACUGUGGAAACGCCGCUGCUUCGAAGAGUCGCCCUGGUACCAAUACCUAAAGAAUCGUCGUCGAUUGUCCAGCGAAUUCGAAGGCGAACAUCGAGAUGGAGCGGCGUUGGCGAGCCCCGAGGCCAAUGGCAACACCAGCGGCGACGGCAACAAGACCGCUCGAGAGGUAGGGAAGGGCAGGGCGGAGCCGGGUAAGACGCGGCGGAGGUAUCAGCGAUGGCAGGAGAUCCAGGACAUGGCCAACUGGGACCCGACGUUUCCCAACGAGCGUGUCUCUUGGUACAGCGAGUACAUCCAACGCAAUGGACCGACUUGCGUCAACUGGCUGCAGACGCCUCGAAUCCGCGACCGAGGCUACGAGGCCAUGAUGGAGGCUCGGGGACUGGAGCUCUAUUAUCCAUACGACGGAAACGAUGGCACAGGCGCUAUGCUUGCGGUGUCGCCGCUCGACGAUGGCUCGGUAUGCCUCUGGGACGUCAAAGGAACACGAGGCAAGGCCGGAUCCCUUCUCGCCACCAGCAAAUCUGACGUCCUCUUCAUCGAUGGCCCGGGCAGCCAAAACACUCGACGCUCUAAGAGGGUUGACACGGGGGUUACAGAAUGCGUCAGCGUUGACAACCAAAGGCAUCGUGCAUAUUUUGCUGUGCAAAGCCACUUGAUCGAAAUCGACCUCGAACGGCUGGAAGUCGUGAGCCGCGAAUCCUUCGAAUGGUCCAUCACAGCCCUCUCAAAGAUCCAGAACGACGUUCCUCUGACGGUGGGAACGUCUCUGGGAAUCCAUCUACACGACUUUCGUGCAAAAAACCGAGCGACACAUACGGCCGUCGAGCGAGUGGAUCAAAAUGACAUUUUCAAAUCCAUCUUUGACCCGACACCGCUGCUCCCGUACGCGUCUCUGUCACAGCCGACCCCUGUCAGCAUCAUACAUCUGCCUCUACGGGGAUCUCCGGAUCUGGUGUCGAAUGACAUCUACGUGGCUGGCCGAUUCUCCAACAUCCUGCACUACGAUCGACGCAAGUUCCCCGUCAUUAUGGAUUCAAUCUAUUCGGGGGCUACGAUCAACAGCUUGGCGGCGAUGCCUCACCCGUUCUCGUCACUUGACAGCGAAGUGCGGCGGCACGGAGAGCUGAGCACGGAGCAGGUCGUCCGGUCCAAGGCAUCCGGCGAGGGCUGGACACUCAUCGCAGGGGGGACAUACAAGUCUAAGGGUUCCCUGGAGAUCUUCGGCCUCAGCCAGACCGCUGCGGACCCGGUCGGACGCGAGAUGAUGCAGACUUCCACCAUGAAGAACAGGCAAACUGCAGCGUCAGCCGCGAUCCUCUCGGUGGCCAAUCACGGCACCAAGAUUGUCUUCUCCGAUGGAGCUGGCUCCAUCAAGUGGUUUGAGAGGGACGGCUUGACCGAAUGUCGCCGGCUGAGGAUUGGCCACUGUGAGGGAGACGACGCCCCAUCGCUCUUCGCCUCCAUGAGCGCGGCAGGCGAGCUGGCACGGAAAAUCGUGUCCACCAAGUCGAGGGAGGGUCCGGAUCGGCCCAAUGACGAUAACAUCUUGUUCUGGACAGGCGAGAGGCUGGGGCUCGUCAGCUUCACUCCGACGCCGCUCUAUCAGUCCAAGGACUUUGAGGAGGACGAGCCUGAUCCUGCUGCAGAGGCAGAGGAAGAAGAGAGGAGGCGAGUUGCAGAACGGAUGCGCGAGGCUCUGGAGCGACAGGCGGACGAGGUUCGUUUCAUGCAGACGUUUGGACACGGAGUGCUCGGCGAAUAACAGUCCAGACCGUCGUUGAGCAUGAAGUCUACUGCAGCGCUACUCCCGUACA